This is a messenger RNA of Mustela erminea (ermine), 2276 nucleotides long. RefSeq names its product lymphocyte antigen 96 (gene LY96). The record is from RefSeq and is a predicted model, not a curated record. The coding region runs from base 1764 to 2246 and encodes 160 amino acids. Gene Ontology annotation, molecular function: lipopolysaccharide binding; Toll-like receptor 4 binding; lipopolysaccharide immune receptor activity. Gene Ontology annotation, biological process: innate immune response; detection of lipopolysaccharide; toll-like receptor 4 signaling pathway. Gene Ontology annotation, cellular component: lipopolysaccharide receptor complex. Lineage: Eukaryota; Metazoa; Chordata; Mammalia; Carnivora; Mustelidae. The transcript has 5 exons.
UUAAAAAAAUUAUGAGCUCUUAGUUUUAAAUACAUUUGGUGUAUUUCAGUUCAUUGUAGUUACUAUCUUAAUGUUUGUAUAGUCUAUAGGUAGGUUGAAUAAUGAUCCCCCAAGAUGUUCAUGUCUGGAAACUGAAUAUUACAUUAUAUGGCAAAAGGGAUUUAAUAGAUAGAUCUUGGGGAGAUUACCCUGGAUUAUCCAAAUGGUUCUAGUGUAGUCACAGGGUUCUUAUAAGAAGGAAGCAGGAGGUCAGAGGAGGUGAUGUGAAGAUGGAAGCAGGGAUGGGAGUGCUAAACUUUGAAGAUGGAGGAAUACAUGGGUUCAGCUCUCCAAUGAGAAAGUAAGGAAAUAGGCUGUUCCGCCAGAGUCUCCAGAAGGAACCAACUCUGCUGACACCUUGAUCUUGGUCCAGUGAAACUGAUUUCAGACUUUUGACCCCCCAGAACUGUAAGAGAAUACGUUUGUGUGAUUUUAAGCCACCAAGUCAGUAGUUAGUCAUUACAGCAGCAGUAGGAACCCCAUCUUUGGUCAGUGGGGUCUGUCUUCAUAUUGGUUAUCUAAUAUGCUAAGAUGUUCCGAGCUCCAUCUUGUACAUUUCCUGCCCUAUAUCUGGAAUCAGCAAUCUCUUCAGAGUCUUUGUUCCUUUUAGUGGGAAAUGGUAUUUUUGAGACCAGUAGGGGCAUUCAUAGUUUUUUUUUCUUCUUUUUUCCCCCCACUUUUUUUUUUAAUGUAGUAAAAAAUAAAAUAAAAAAUUCACCAUCUUAACCAAUUUAAAGCACAAGUUUAGUAAUGUUAACUAUAGUUACACUGAUGUGCAACAUACCUCUAGAACUUCUUAUCUUCCAAUCCUGAAGCUCAGUAUCCAUUAACAACUUCCAUUUCCCAUCUUCCCUCAGAUUUUUGCCUUUCUAAAAAUGAGAAAGUAGCAUAGUUCUUUAGUGGAAACUUUUACCAGCAUAUGAUUAUUUUCCUCUGAACCUGUAGUCUUUUAGGCCCUGACUCCAUACUAUUUUUAUUUUUGGCUACUAAUCCCAAACUAUGUCCUACAAAGGAUUUUAUGUAGCGAAGUAUCUAAACAAUGAGCUAUUUUUAUAGAACAGUGAGAAUUUUGAAAUACAUGCUACAUCAAAAUAAUGACCAUUUCAUCAUCAGGGCCCAAAAUAUUCCCUGGAGCUGUACUUUGCUUAAGUAAGUGCAUUCUAAAGCCUGCUGUGGUCCCCACCCAAAGUGCAGAACUAUAGCUAAUAUCCCAUGUCUGCAGUCUCAUCUAGUCUGGCUCAGCCUUGUGGCAGUACCUGUUGUAGAACAGAAAUAAUUUGCAUCAGACUAUUCAGUUCAGAUCUAUAGGUCCAGUUCUUUGGGCCAUGAGAAAUUGUGGUACCAAAAAUUGUAUAAAAAAAAAAAUUGUAAAAAAAUAAUAGCAACACAGAUGGAAAAGGAGUGGCUGUCUCUUGGGAUUCCAAAGGAGACCUACAGACUGCUUUUGUUACUAUUGACCAGGAAGUACUUUGUUUUGUUUUGUAAGCUCUGUGUUCUCAUUUGCAUUACGUGUUCUCAAAGAGUAUAUUCUAAAUCAUUUUCCUUUCUCCCCUUGCCGGAAGUGCUCGAAUAUUAAACACAUACACUCAAAAGAGGAAACUCAGGAACUCAGAAAUCAUGUGACCGGUGACUAAGUUAAACCUUUUCUGCUUACUGAAAGGAAAGAGUCCGAUGAUUAGUUGCUGAUCCCCCUUGUAUUUGUAAAGUUUUGGAGAUACUGAAUCAUGUUCUCAUUUAUGCUUUUUUCCACUCUGUUUUCUUCCAUAUUCGCUGAACCUGGGGAGCAACGCUGGGUCUGCAACUCCUCUGAUAUCUCUGUUUGGUAUACCUAUUGUGAUGACAUGAAAGCCCCUAUUUCAAUAGAGGUGAAACCUUGUAUAACACUGAAGGGAAGCAAGGGAUAUUUGCAUCUUUCCUACAUUCCAAGAAGAGAUAUUAAAAAACUAUAUUUCAAUAUCUAUUUAUCUUUCAACUCCAUGGAUUUUCCAAUGCGCAAAGAAGUUGUUUGCAGAGGAUCUGAUGAUCUUUAUUCUUUCUGCAGAGCUCUGAAGGGAGAGACUGUGAAUACAGCGGUAUCCUUCUCCUUCAGGGGACUACGAUUUUCUAAGGGACGAUAUAGAUGUGUUGCAGAAGCCAUCUCUGGAGAUCCUGAAGAAAUGCUCUUUUGUUUGAAUUUUACCAUCAUACACCACCCUGAUUUCAAUUAGAAUAAAUAAAGUGUAUUUUUAUUUUUCAGA